Cladophialophora immunda is the source of this 1605-nucleotide messenger RNA. RefSeq lists its product as uncharacterized. Bases 276 to 1295 code for a protein of 339 amino acids. The record is from RefSeq and is a predicted model, not a curated record. The transcript is spliced from 2 exons. NCBI's taxonomy places the organism in Eukaryota, Fungi, Ascomycota, Eurotiomycetes, Chaetothyriales, Herpotrichiellaceae.
UGAGCGUUCAGGCACACCAGGCUCUAUCAUAAUCCACCAGUUGCGUCAGAUGCUUCUGGAAAGUGCCAAGCCCAGAUCCGACUGACUUUCCUCAGCAGUCAAGACCGAUCCUUGCUGGAUUGCGAUGGCGAUCGUAAUCAUUUAGACCUCAUCUCACCUUUACCAGCGUGAGUGUUCCGGCCAAACAAGCAUAGCCACCAUCUCUCUUUGAGGAGCCUCUUCCAGCUGCAACUGUCUACACCUCCGGCCCAUUAAUAGCGUCUCCCUUCGUGACGAUGGCAGAAGCCCAGAAGUGCGUCCACAAAGGAUGCGGAAAGGUGUUCACGGACCCGGACGAGGAAUGUGUAUAUCAUCCUGGCCCUCCAGAGUUCCAUGAAGGACAGAAAGGCUGGAUGUGCUGCAAGCCUCGCGUCCUCACCUUCGACGAGUUCCUCUCCAUCCCACCCUGCACGACGGGCAAGCACUCAACUGUCGAUGACACCCCCGCGCCCGCCCCGAAAGCUGAAGCCUUGAAGGCGUCAAACAUUGUCGCUGCCUCUCCCCUACCUGCUCCCGUGCCUAUUACUCGGCCCUUAGCAUCUAGUCUCGCAGCCGCGCAACAGCCCACACCCUCGGCGACACCGAAACCGGAACCACCAGAAGAUGAAUCCGACGACUCGGACGCUGAGUUUCCCCCUACGGCAACAUGUAAAAGGCGAGGUUGUGGAGAGUCAUGGGACAAGAAUAUUCCGCGUGACGAGGAGCAGUGUGUAUACCACCCAGGCGUGCCUCUUUUCCACGAAGGGAGCAAGGGCUGGACAUGUUGCAAGAGACGGGUCCUAGAGUUUGACGAGUUUAUGAAAAUCGAGGGCUGUAAAACCAAAUCAAGGCACUGCUAUGUAGGAAAGCCCAAGAAGAAAGAACGCACCACAAUUGACGGAGGAACGUCGGCCGACACCGAAGAGGAACUCCUGGAGAACGUCCGCAACGAUUUCUACCAGACACCCAACAGCGUCAUUGUCAGUUUCUACCUGAAGAAGAUCGACAAGGGCAAGGCCAAAGUCGACUUCAAGCACGAUGGCCUUUCGGUGGAUUUGGAUCUGCCCACGCAGGACGGAAAGAGAUAUACGAGGAAUAUCCCCUUCUUCGCCCAGAUUGAUCCGGAGAAGAGCCAGUUCAAGAUCAUGGGCACAAAGCUGGAAUUGAAUCUGGUGAAACAGGACGGGUCUAUCAGCUGGGCGACGCUGAGAAGCGAUGAGAAGGGAACUGGGGAAAGGAUUCAGCUGGGGAGGGCUGGCAGGCUGGAGCGCGGUUGAGGCACGACGGCAAUUUGGAUGAAACGAUGCUCUCGAUGGGUACGACGCAAAAAAGAUUACAAUUUACAAUGUCAAUGGUGACUAGUUUUACAUGAAUGAAACGGCCGAACGUGGAUGGAACGAAGGGGAAAGAUCAAUCAAAUGGCAUAGCGAGGCGCGAUGUCUGGUUUUGCACAUAUGUUGCGAGUAUAAAGUCCUUCAAACGAAACUUAUAGCUCUGGUAUGUGGGAAAAACUGUCUCAAGCCGAGAACCUCAGCUCCGGGGUAGGCAAGAAUGAUUGUACAACAAUGUAAUGUUCUGCGCGCAGGA